UACGAUGACUGUCAACGCAAAAAUUGGCAGCCUCGUAUCGCCAUAUUGUUUGCACGCACGUUGUCGGCGAGUCAGUGCUGAUAGUACCGUGGUACGGCGAGUGUCGAGUGCACCGAGGAAGGAAGUGUAAGUGGAAGUCGACGAAAGGUAAAUACCGGCCUUGCCGCAACGAUGUUGCCUAGGGUCACACAGCCGACGACGGGGAAUGGAGCAGGCGUUUAGGUGCGAGCGUACGCGGUCGGGAACGCGUGAACACCGCGGCCGAACGAUACAUCGAACGUUGGAUCGCGGCUAUCUUCACGCCAUUUCGGAUCUGCGUUCUGCCGUUAUUGCCCUUCGGCCGAUUUGGGAUUCAGAGCGGAUACGCUGCCAGUGACGUCAUCGCCGGGAUGGCCCGUGCACGCCCGACGAGCUAGUCCCGUUCUAUUCGAUCCGAAAAGUCGCGUUUGCGGACCAUCGCAUUAUUGGUAGUUUCGUUCCGUACGAGAUAUGAGUGAAGUAAGCCAAGCGAUUGGUGGGUGUCACGGUCACGGGUGAGUCCAGUUAACCGAGCCGGUCUGUCGCAAGUUUCCCUCCGUAUUUUCGGUCGUGAGCUCCGUUCCCGUUCUUCGUCGUUGCUCCUGGUCGUCGCACGCGUCGACCUCGAGGUCGAAGAGGCUCGAAGAGAUCGGCGAUCCGCGACACGUAAUGUCGUAUCAUCGCGGCGGACAAGCGGGCGCCGUAGCGGUGUCGUACAGCGCCAGUCAAAUGGCACCGCACUCACCCAGCCGCAGAUAUUCCAGCGGCACCAGCAGCGGGAGCACCACCACUUCCGGAAUCGGCAGCUCGACAUCCAAGUUCAACGCCUACCGCUCCACCGGCGGCUCCUCGAUCCUCGACCGAUCCACCGGCUUCUACACAUCGCCCACGAGCUCGAGCUUGCGUUCCAACUACAUGUCCUCGGAGUACAGGAGAUCCUAUUGCACAUCGGGAAGGUCAGUCUCGUCGUCGUCGUCGUACGGCGAAACGGUCGGCAGCAGCAGCGGCAGCAGUUCAGGAUUAACGACAACGAUCAACGGCACCAGCGUUGGUGCCGGCAAAUACGCCUUGUCCACAUCGAGUACCUCGGUCGGCUCGUCCACGUCUUCGAGGGAACGCAGCAGUCUCGACGCGCCGUCCACGGCUGCCGAUAUCAUCAGCAGGUACUCACCAGCCGGCUACGUGCCGAACAUUCAACGUCAUCAACAAGCGAGCGGCAGCAGCGCACAUCACUGGAGGCAUCGCUCGGCAUCGUCGUCCCUGAGCGAGCUGGUUGGCGGUGACGAACGCGAGCUCGAGCGCAGCAGGGAUUUUCGUCCGGAAUCUUCACUCUCUUCGUCGUCUUCUUCCUCGUCCGCCGUUGCUAGUGCGGGUCUGUGGCCAAGGUCCAACAAGAGGAGACCAUUCACGAGCAGCACGGUGCUCACCAGUACCGGACAUGCACGCGCGGACAGCGCCGCGACCUUCGCCGAGGUAACAACCGCCGUCGACGAUCACGUUACCUGUAAACUGAAAAACGACGGAAAAACUGAGAACGACGACGACGAAGACGACAGCAACGAUACUAAAGACAUUAACGGUUACGACGAUCGGCACAACAACAACGGCAACGUCGGCAGCGGGCGCGACGAGCACGGCGACGACGUCGCGCGCAGAUACGGCGUUAAUAACAACGACGACGAGCGCGACGACGACGACGACGUCGACGUCGACAAAAACGAGUACGACGACGACGAGGACGACAACAACGACGACGACGACAAUCUCAACAACCGUCACCGCCAUCGCCUCCACCACCUCCACCAACAACGUAGCCAUCGACCGGAAGAGAUCUCGCCCAUUAAGCGUAACCUUUUCUCAUCCGCCGCCGCUGCUGCUGGUGGUGGUGGUUUGAUCGGCGUUAGUAGCAUCAGUCUGUUAACUAACCACGCGACUAAUCCACGUAACACCGAGCUGCUGAUCAAUAACAACGCUCAGGACAAGCUUACGGGAAGGAAGGACGAGGAGAACGAAAUCGCCACGAGCAACGAGGUAACGCGCGACGCAGACGGCAGUGUCCCGUCGAUCGACGCGAUCGCGUUUCUGCAAGGUGGUCGCGCCAGCGAGCGAGAUAUUCCUGAGAACGGCGAGGAAGAGAGAAGCGCGUCGUACAAUAGCUUGGACGAGGGCGACUUUGGCGGAGUGUCGCCAUUAACCCAGAACGGCGUAGCCGGUAGAUCAUCCGUUACGCAUGGUGACGACCCGUCUGUCCCAUCGACGUCGAGGAGAACGGAUCAACCUAGUAUUUUCUCGAGUGCUGCGAGCGGUAGCGCGAACAGCAAUCCCUCAUCAUCGCCGACGAAUCCAUCCACGACGCAUCAGAGUUUUUAUCGUGGUGUCAACGAGCAAUACGAAGGAAGUCCGACUAACAGAGCGGCACGUAAUCGUUUGCUAACUUAUCGCGACGAGCAAUGUGGUCUAAACGGAUUACGGAAUAUUGGAAAUACAUGUUUCAUGAACAGUGUGAUCCAGUGCCUGAGCAAUACGAGACCAUUGCUGGAGUAUUUAUUGAACGAACAAUACCUAAGCGACAUAAAUAUCACUACGUCCAGCAUGAAAGGCGCCCUGAUCAAAGCGUUCAGCCAAGUGAUCCACGAAUUGUGGGAGGUGGGCGGUGAUCACGUGGUGAACACGACCGCGCUCAAGUCUCACAUACAGAGAUUCGCGCCGCGUUUUAUGGGCUACAGCCAGCAGGAUGCUCAAGAGUUUCUUAGAUACCUGUUGGAAGGUUUACACGAGGACGUUAACAGAGUCACCACGAAACUACCACCCAUACAUGGAGACAUACCCGAUAGUUACACGGAUAUGCAAAAAGCGGUGGAAAGUUGGAAGCGUUAUCUUCGCAGCGAAGACAGCAUGAUAGUCGACGUUUUCGUCGGACAGCUACGUUCAUCCUUACAUUGCACUUCAUGCGACCACGUGUCGGUCACACUCGACCCGUUCUGGGACCUGAGUUUGCCGAUUCCAGCUAGAAGCGGCACAGUUAAGCUGAGUCAGUGUUUGGAGCAUUUCACUCGAGAGGAGGUGUUGGACGGCGACGAAAAACCAACAUGUUCCAAGUGUCAGAUGAGAAGAAAGUGUACCAAGAGCUUCAGCAUACAGAAGUUUCCGAAAAUUUUAGUUAUUCAUUUGAAACGUUUCUCUCCGAUGGAACGCUUCCGCGGUAAGCUGAACGUGAUGGUGGACUUUCCAUUGACGGGUUUGGAUCUCAGUGCCUUUGCUGCCCCGAGAGUACCGGGCUGCACAUACAAUCUGUACGGGGUCGCGAAUCAUUCGGGUACGACGUAUUCGGGUCACUACACCGCGUACUGCAAGCACCCGUAUUCAGGAGAAUGGCACGAGUAUAACGACAGCCGUGUGUCCGUUGUGUCGGCACGAUCGGUUGUUUCCAGUGAAGCCUAUGUACUGUUUUACGAGCAGCAGCCUCACAGUUCUCACUUGUAACCUUACGCCAUGCCUAGAGAGUAAACAACCAUCUUGCCUCUCGAUACCUCAGCGCAGCCUAGCAAAACUCUGUCUUUUCGUGGUAUUAAAAAGCGACUAAACACUGAAGGAGAAACGGAAGAAGGGGAUCGUUUCUCGGUCCAUUCGAUCCGGGGUAACCGAGCGUAUUGUGACCUUGGCGAUAAUCGCGUAUCUUCCUGCAAUGUUUCCCUGAUACGCCGCGUAUGUAUCGUCUUUUUCGGACGGAUCACGCGCGCUCGUAAUGCGAAACAAUCGACGAUUCAAUGUGAUCGAUACUCGUGCUUUAACGUGGAAAAUUAUUUCCGCACAUGAAGUUUCAUCUAUGUGAUAAAUUACUCAUUUCCUUUUACGUAAUAUUUCGUGAGAUUAUUAUUGCGGCCACGUUUGAAGUAGAAAACCAUGCGUAUUUAUUUAUUAAUUUAAUUGCAUGAAUAGACCAUUUCAAUCUUGAGGAGAAUAAAGGAGGUACAAUGACGAAAUCGCCAAAGAUCACACGUUUCAGAUGUCUAGUUACUUUUGGAUAGAUAAAAAUAGUAAUACAUCUUUCACUCUUCAUUGAACACGUGGCGACGUACAGCUAUUUACUUUUGUAAAAUAUUUGGUUUAAUAUAAUCACAAUCGAGAGUUAUUUAUUAUAAUUUAUGGAAAAAGAAAA
This is a messenger RNA of Ooceraea biroi (clonal raider ant), 4177 nucleotides long. Its product is annotated as ubiquitin carboxyl-terminal hydrolase 15. Gene Ontology annotation, molecular function: cysteine-type deubiquitinase activity. The record is from RefSeq and is a predicted model, not a curated record. NCBI's taxonomy places the organism in Eukaryota, Metazoa, Arthropoda, Insecta, Hymenoptera, Formicidae. Gene Ontology annotation, biological process: protein deubiquitination.